AUGGUUAUUCGUUCUUGCAGUAUUAUCAUAUUAUUGCUGAUAUUACCAUUAUUAACCUGUCACCAUGAUAAACACGAAGAUGAACCUAAUCUAAUAGGGGAGUAUUAUACUGGUUUAAAAUAUUUGUCGAUUAUACUUUUUUCACUAUUUCUGUUAUAUGGUAUUGUUGGUAAUACGUUGAUGGUAGUCGUAUUUUGCACCAGACAUGAGAAUUCUCAUUAUCAUACAUUUAUUCUUAUCGUAUCACAAUUGAUUAUUUGCAAUUUCUUAAGUUUCUCUUCACAAUUUGCCCUUGUGUUACCAGAAUUGUUACUACGAAAUAGUUUAAAUGUUCAAGAAAGAACAUGGACAAUUAAUCAUAUAUUUGCAAGUGUGAAAACAUUCGCAUUUUACUCCACGUUGCAUUUUACAUUUCUAUUGACACUAAAUCGUUUUAUAAUUUUAAUCGUACCAAAAUAUAAUAAUCUUUUCAAAUCAACAAAUUUAUAUUGGUUACUUCUCUUUGUGUGGUUAACAGUUUUCGCUACUUCAUUUACGGAUUUUUAUUUCUGCUCCAGAGCAUUUUAUGUGGAAGAUUUAUAUUGGACAUUACAUUGUUCAAAACAAUCAACUGAAAGUGGAAAAAUUUUCUUAAGUUUUUUUAACGCAUGGAGCAUAUUCUUACCUGCUGUGAUGUUUAUUAUGUAUAUUAUCAUAUUCCACAAUAUCCGUCGUAAACGCCGUAUUGCUUCAGAUAUUAUUCGCACACAACUUAAAUUAAAAAAGGAAUAUUUAGAUGUUACAUGGACGAAUGGUGAAAAUGGACAGAAAAUGACCGAAACUGUAGAUGGUGGCUAUGAACGAUCAGUGUUAAUUCAGGCUGCACUCACGUGUGGCGUAAUAGAAAUAAGAACACUUAUAAACUUUUUGCCACUUAUUGCGGCUACAAUGUUUGGUGAAAAAGCUGUUAUUCUGCUAAACAUUUUUCUUAACUGUUAUGUAAUUUUAAGUCAUGGAAUCCUUCCUACUGUAUAUUUUAUUUACAACAAACAAGCUCGUAAUAUCGUAAUAGUAUGCUGGAGUCAUACUGUUUUCCUUACUUAUGUUGUACGGUGCUUUUGGAAAUAUAAUAAUGGCAGUUGCACUCUGUUGUCGGGACAGUCCUUACAGUCAUGCAUUCAUUGUGAUCACAUCACAACUAAUCAUCUGUGA
Cercopithifilaria johnstoni is the source of this 1191-nucleotide messenger RNA. Lineage: Eukaryota; Metazoa; Nematoda; Chromadorea; Rhabditida; Onchocercidae. The record is from the annotation of a GenBank genome assembly.